Cricetulus griseus (Chinese hamster) is the source of this 1304-nucleotide messenger RNA. The record is from RefSeq and is a predicted model, not a curated record. NCBI's taxonomy places the organism in Eukaryota, Metazoa, Chordata, Mammalia, Rodentia, Cricetidae.
CGGACUUCAUCUUUAAUGCGCUUUUCUUUUUGUUACCUAGUUGCUGAUCAUCUGGGCUGUGAUCCUCAAACACGGUUCUUUGUCCCUCCUAAUAUCAAACAGUGGAUCGCCUUGCUGCAAAGAGGAAAUUGCACCUUUAAAGAGAAAAUAUCACGGGCUGCUUUCCACAAUGCGGUUGCUGUAGUCAUCUACAAUAAUAAAUCCAAAGAGGAGCCGGUCACCAUGACUCAUCCAGGCACGGGAGAUAUUAUUGCUGUCAUGAUAACAGAAUUGAGGGGUAAAGAUAUUUUGAGUUAUCUGGAGAAAAACAUCUCUGUACAAAUGACAAUAGCUGUUGGAACUCGAAUGCCGCCAAAGAACUUCAGCCGUGGCUCUCUAGUCUUCGUGUCAAUAUCCUUUAUUGUUUUGAUGAUUAUUUCUUCAGCGUGGCUCAUAUUCUACUUCAUUCAGAAGAUCAGGUACACAAAUGCUCGCGACAGGAACCAGCGUCGUCUUGGAGAUGCAGCCAAGAAGGCCAUCAGUAAAUUGACAACUAGAACAGUGAAAAAGGGUGAUAAGGAAACAGACCCAGACUUCGAUCACUGUGCAGUCUGCAUAGAGAGCUAUAAGCAGAAUGAUGUUGUUCGGAUUCUCCCUUGCAAGCAUGUUUUCCACAAAUCAUGUGUGGACCCCUGGCUUAGUGAACACUGUACCUGUCCUAUGUGCAAACUUAAUAUUUUGAAAGCCCUAGGAAUUGUGCCAAAUCUGCCGUGUACUGAUAAUGUAGCAUUUGAUAUGGAAAGGCUUACCAGAACCCAAGCAGUUAACCGAAGAUCAGCCCUCGGUGACCUUGCCAGCGACAGUUCCCUUGGCCUUGAGCCACUGCGAACUUCAGGCAUAUCUCCUCUUCCUCAAGAUGGGGAGCUCACUCCUCGAACGGGUGAAAUCAACAUAGCAGUAACAAGUGGGCACUUCUUUCACCGGAACUCCCUGUCGCCUCGUAGCCUGGUGUACGAAAGUGAAUUCUCCACAAUCGAACCAUCCUUGGACAUGUAUGAUGAGAACAAAACCUGAAUUUUUUUUAAAAAUGGGCUGUUGGGGGUCUCUCCUUUUGAAAUUUGAUUUAUGGUCACCUUUCUUAUUUUGUAUUUUUCUGUCAUCAUCCGUUUUGGAAGAAUGGCAGUACCGCUGGGUGCAAGUUGGGGUUCAGAGUUAAAUUGCAGAGUUCCCCCCCACAAGGUGAGGUUUGGGGACAACAUUAUUGCCCAGGUGAGCCUCAUGGUACUGAAGACCCACCCAGAGCUAACCACCGAGCAUGGGCACCC